CUCUUCAAACUUGUGAGAAGAUUGUCCCUCAAAUUUUACGUUUCCCUCUUAAAAAAACCAACUUCUUUCCUCGCCCUUUUCAUCUCUCGCCCUCUCAAUCUGCAACGCUGAGAUAUUUGUAAUAUUAAGGAGGUUUUGAAGAAGCCAUGGCGUCGUCAACAACUUCAUUAAGGCUUGCCAUUUCCUCUUCGUCAACCCUCAACGAUGGAAGAACCACCGGUGCCGUGGCAUCACCACAAUGUGUCAGUCUACCAACACUCCCUCCACCAACUAUGUCGUCUCAAAAUCGAUUGCAAACAUGGAAGACUACGACUUACUGCCGUAAACUUGCACGUAAUGUUGUCGCCAUGGCUACUGGGGAUGCACCAGCUGAAGCUGCUGAGACGCCUGAGAUUGUGAAGACCAUCCUAGAAGCUUGGGACAAUGUUGAAGAUAAAUAUGCCGUAUCUUCACUUGCCGUUGCAGGUGUAGUUGCCUUGUGGGGCUCUGCUGGAAUGAUAUCCGCAAUUGACAGGCUUCCAUUAGUUCCUGGGGUUUUUGAGCUCGUUGGAAUUGGUUAUUCUGGAUGGUUCGCGUACAAGAACUUGGUUUACAAGCCAGACAGGCAAGCAUUGUUUCAGAAAAUCAAGGAAACUUACAAGGAUGUUAUUGGUAAAAGUUAAACAAGGAGAUUCUUGGAUUGAGAAUAUUAGAACGAUGAGAAUUUGUUAUGAAGCAAAUCCAAGCUAUUUUGCAACAUAAUGUGAACGAACUGAUAUUCAUUCAUGGUUGUAAUUUUUCUCCACAAUAUAGGUUCUAAUUAACCUAGAAAUAAAUAUGUCAGACCCAGUAUAUUGUGCUUUGCAAAUUUGAAGAUAAGAAAAGUAUUGAGAAAUGUUGAUCUUCUAUAUAAUGUGUACAUGCUGUUUAUGUUUGAAGAAACCGAUUCUUCAUGUCAUCCU
Messenger RNA from Papaver somniferum (opium poppy), 941 nucleotides. RefSeq names its product protein CURVATURE THYLAKOID 1B, chloroplastic-like. Gene Ontology annotation, cellular component: thylakoid; chloroplast thylakoid membrane. The coding region runs from base 147 to 662 and encodes 171 amino acids. Lineage: Eukaryota; Viridiplantae; Streptophyta; Magnoliopsida; Ranunculales; Papaveraceae. The transcript is spliced from 6 exons. The record is from RefSeq and is a predicted model, not a curated record.